This is a messenger RNA of Pollicipes pollicipes, 1748 nucleotides long. RefSeq names its product beta-hexosaminidase subunit beta. NCBI's taxonomy places the organism in Eukaryota, Metazoa, Arthropoda, Thecostraca, Pollicipedomorpha, Pollicipedidae. Gene Ontology annotation, biological process: glycosaminoglycan metabolic process; ganglioside catabolic process; carbohydrate metabolic process. The record is from RefSeq and is a predicted model, not a curated record. The transcript has 3 exons. Gene Ontology annotation, molecular function: beta-N-acetylhexosaminidase activity. Bases 374 to 1624 code for a protein of 416 amino acids. Gene Ontology annotation, cellular component: lysosome; membrane.
CGAUGCAACACGCCAUGUUGGCAGCGUUGGUCAUCACCUGCCUGCUGCCGGCGACUGACGCCGGCUUCCCGAAGGUGGUGGCGACGCAGGGCGAGCCCUGGCCAACACCCGAGGGUCUCCAGCUGACCAAUAAGUCGCUGCUGAUCGCACUGCCAGACCGCUUCGAGUUCCGCGUGACGGGCGGUCAGUGCGCCGAGCUGUGGGAGGCUGUGCUCCGCUACCAGGAGGUCGUGCGCGGCCUGGCCGGCCCUGCACGUCGGACCCGGCGGCGUCCGGGCGCCGCCCAGCCGGAGCUGGAGGUGCGCGGCGAGCUUCCAGGGUCGAGGUGAACCUCACCAGCAGCUGUGCCGGCGCGCCGACGCCCGAGUUCGGCAUGGACGAGACGUAUCGGGUGGACGUCGACGCCGCCGACAGCGGGACAGGCGUGGCCUUCGUCACGGCCGACAGCCUGUGGGGCGUGCUGCGCGGCCUGGAGACGUUCACGCAGCUCAUGUUCUCCAACGGCGAGGGCGGUCUGUACAUCCGACAGGCGUCGAUCGCUGAUCGACCGCGCUACUCCCACCGUGGCGUCCUCCUGGACACGUCGCGGCACUACUUCCGGAUCAGCACCAUCAAGGACUUCCUUGACGCCAUGGCGAUGAACAAGUUCAACGUCUUCCAUUGGCACAUCGUCGACGACCAAUCUUUCCCCUUUGUGAGCAUCAAAUAUCCUGCUUUGGCGGAGGGCGGUGCCUACUCUGAAGACAUGGUGUACACAGUCGAGGACGUCGAGGAUAUCAUCGAAUAUGCCCGCGUGCGCGGAAUUCGGGUCAUCCCCGAGUUUGAUACGCCAGGACACACGGAGUCCUGGGGAGUUGGCCUGCCAGGCUUCACCACCACCUGCUACGGGGACGACGGCCUCCCCGAUGGCACUUUCGGCCCCGUCGACCCGAGUAACGAGGACGUGUAUACACUGAUGACGCAUCUGCUGGAGGAGAUAGUGAUGCGCUUUCCCGAGAAGUACAUCCACCUGGGCGGGGACGAGGUGAGCUUCGGUUUCAACUGCUGGCUCUCCAACCCGCAGAUCCAGGCCUGGAUGAAGUCGCUCAAUAUCUCGACCCCGCAGGAGAUUGAGAGCGUCUACAUCGCGCGGCUGCUGAGCCUGGUGGAGGCGCUACCGACCAGUCCCGAGUAUGUCAUCUGGCAGGAGGUCAUUGACAACGAUAUCCAAGUCAAGCCGGCCACCAUCGUUGAGGUGUGGAAGGGCGGCUGGGAGGCUGAGAUGAACAAAGUGACUGGCCAAGGCCUGCGCGCCAUCCUCUCCUCCUGCUGGUACCUGGACCACAUCAACAAUGGCAACGACUGGCAGACGUACUACAACUGCGAGCCGGAGAGUUUUGGUGGCACGGACGCACAGAACCAGCUGGUGAUUGGUGGCGAGGCCUGCAUGUGGAGCGAGUACGUGGACGACACGAACGUGAUGCCUCGCGUCUGGCCGAGGGCCUCCAGCGUGGCCGAACGGCUCUGGUCGCCGAAGGACACCGAGCACAAUGGACACACUGGCCGCAGGAUGGAAGAGCACAGGUGUCGGAUGGUGGGACGCGGCUACGACGCGGAACCACCGAACGGUCCCGGAUUUUGUUAACACGUAAUGCGACGUCUGUGGGGCUGCCGAAGAUAACGACCGGGACCGCCCUUAAGGCGGCGCGUCACGUCCGUGACGUGGGGCACUGGUGGUCAAUGAGGCAGCAGUUGACGUUAGUUGGCCG